CUAAUUGGCCUCCUUUCCCUCUGGAAACCCCAGUGUGAGUGAGGAUCUCCAUUGGACCCGUCUGCUGGUUGGGCGUGUAGAUGCGUCAGAGUGUGGAGAUGGGCGGUGCGCCGCUGCAGAGGUGAUCCCCGAGUUUAAAAGUGCAGAAGUCCUCUGUGCGCCGGAGCAGUGCGUCACAGCGAGCCAGCAGAGCCAGGAUCCCCCGAGUCAGAUAUCUCAACACAGCGACGAAAAUAGCUUUAACACGUCUGCAUCAGCCAUAAUCUUAUUCCACCUCUUUUAGAUAUUUUUCUUUUUGAAUGCGACUUUUUCCCCAAUUUCUUUUAAAACUUUUUUUAUUGCUUACUCUCGUUUUUAGUUAUCGGAGUUACAGCGGGAGACGAACCUCAGCAACAGCUGUGGAAUACAUAAUCUCCGCUAUAUGGAUAAGGAAUCGCUCCCAUCUGCAGCUGUACUCAGAAUUUGAUCUCAGACGAAGAAGAAAAUGAAAUCUGCCGAAGAGGAUGAGGAGUUUUAACUUGCAUGCAUCGGGAAAUAGCAAGUUCCAAAUCCGAUGCAUAUGGCUACACGCCAAACGUCAGUCUCUCCCUCCCACUGGGCAACUCUUGUCUUCCCUCCCAGUACCUCAGCCUCCAGUCCAGCCCCACUAUAUCUGUCUCCGUCACCGAGCCUAACAGUUAUGACUCCCAGGAUGACAUGAGAGCGGCCGGCUACUAUUCAUCCUCGAGCGCCCGCCCAAACGGGGCCCCGACCCUGGAGAGCCCUCGUAUCGAGAUCACAGCCUACGGUCAGUUUCCCGAGGAUGAGGUGGAGGAGAGCAACCUUCCUGUUGCCAAGCGAGUUAACUCCAUAGUGACGCUGACCCUCCCCAGUGCAGAUAGUUACCGCGACCCCAGCUGCCUGAGCCCGGCCAGCAGCAUCUCAUCUCGCAGCUGCCACUCCGACGCCUCCUCCUAUGAGUCAAGCUUCUCCUACAACUACGACAACUCGCCCCAGAACUCCCCCUGGCAGUCACCCUCUGUGUCCCCCAAGGGCUCCACCCUCGCCCUGCCAGGUGAUGGCUUCACCUCUGGCAGCUCUCCUCGCAACUCCCCCUCUACAUCCCCUCGCACAAGCGUGACAGAUGACACCUGGAUGGGUCAGCGUGGCUCCAGGCCCAACUCCCCUUGUGGCGCAAAGAGGAAGUACAGCUUUAACGGCAGUGGGGCAUCGCACAAGCACUACCCAUACUCGCCCAACCACUCCCCUGGACUGUCCCCGCACACCUCCCCUCGCCUCAGUAUCACAGAGGAGAGCUGGCUGCCAAACACCAACCAGUACACCAACUCAGCCAUCCUGGCAGCCAUCAAUGCCUUGACCACAGAUGGAGUGACUGACCUCGGGGAGGGAAUCCCUAUUAAAGCCCGGAAAACCAGCCAGGAGCACAGCCCCACAGUCAGCCUGAAGGUGGAGCCUGGAGGUGAGGAGCUGAGUCCAGGGGAGCUCUGUCAGGACGAACACCGGCUAAAGAAGGAGGGCUACUGUGGUGGGUUUCUGGAUGUGCCACAGCACCCAUACUCCUGGUCCAAGCCAAAGCAAUAUGUCAGCCCGUCCCUGCCAGCUCUCGACUGGCAGCUGCCGUCCAGCUCGGGGCCCUACAGCCUGAAGAUAGACGUGCAGCCCAAGUCCCACCACCGAGCCCACUAUGAGACGGAGGGCAGUAGGGGAGCGGUGAAGGCCCUGGCAGGAGGACACCCAGUUGUUCAGCUCCACGGCUACAUGGAGAGCGAGCCUCUGACCCUGCAGCUGUUUAUUGGCACAGCUGACGACAGGCUGCUGAGGCCCCACGCCUUCUACCAGGUCCACCGCAUCACCGGGAAGACAGUGUCCACCCCAAGCCACGAGGCCCUGCACAACAACACCAAGAUCCUGGAGAUCCCACUGCUGCCAGAGAAUAACAUGCGGGCCAUAAUCGACUGCGCGGGGAUCUUGAAGCUGCGUAAUUCGGACAUUGAGCUGAGAAAGGGGGAGACAGACAUCGGACGCAAAAACACACGUGUGCGGAUGGUUUUCCGAGUUCACAUCAACCAGGCCACGGGGAGAACGGUGUCCUUGCAGGCUUCAUCCAACCCUAUUGAGUGUUCCCAGAGAUCGGCCCAGGAGCUGCCGCUGGUGGAUAAGCGGAGCUUGGAGACGUGUCCCGCCCCCGGGGGCGAGAGGAUGCGCAUUGACGGACACAACUUCCAGCACGACUCCAAGGUGGUGUUCGUGGAAAAGGCUCAAGAUGGUCACCACCUCUGGGAGACUGAGGCCAAGGUUGACAGAGACGCCUCAAAGCCUAAUUCACUACUCGUUGAAAUCCCUCCCUAUCGGAACCAGAGACUCUCCACUCCGGUCCACGUGAACUUCUACGUCUGCAAUGGCAAGAGGAAAAGAAGCCAGUACCAGCGCUUCACCUACGUCCCCGACAGUGCUCCAACAAUAAAGACGGAGCCAAGCGACGACUACGAUGCCCCUCUGGUGUGCGGCCAGCGUGGCCCCGGGCUGUCCGUGCACCCAAAGCCAUACUUCCCCCCUCAGGUCAUGACCCCGAUGAUGACCUCUGACCUCAGGCCUUGCAUGGUGGGUGGAGCUUACUCUGUCAGCCAGCAAAGAUUGGCAGCCAAACCCUCCUCUCUGCCCACCUCGUCCUCCCCCAGCACCAGUCCCAAAUUGCACGACCUGUCACCGCCGCCCUUAUCCAAGUGCCUCUCUGCCGGCCCAGCACUCCAAAACCCGGGCCAACAGUCCCCCAUCCAGCACGUCUCCAUCAUCCAGGAGACUCCAGGUCGCUACCAGCCGCACAUCUUCUAUCCACCCAGCAGCUCCUCCUCCUCCUCCCCGACCUCGCAGGCCUCCACACCGACUGACGGCCCUUUCUCUCCGGCCCUCUGCAUGACACCAGCCCAGCCGGAGAGCGGCAGCACCAGCCCAGGAGCUCAGCAGCACCCCAAGGUGCCACAGAGGGGGCAGGGCUCAGUUCAGUUGGAUGGCAGCCCCCCAACGCUGACUGUCAGCAUCAAACAAGAACCACAGGAGCUGGACCAGAUGUACCUUGAUGAUGAUGCGCAGAAGGUCAAAGCCAGAUCAAAUAGAGGAGAGGAGGUCAGUCAGUUCAGUCUGGGCCGGGAAGAGCACACAUGGCAGCGGAACGACUCGCUGUAGGAGGGUGGAGAUGAGUUAAUGAGAUCAUCAGGAACGACCUGUCGAGCAUCUCCGUCCACAGCCACGCGUAGUUUCCUGUCACCAACAAAACUGACACAGGAAACUGAAAUGAAGGGAAACACCAAACAGAAUUUGACAUUGUGCUUUUCAUGCUUGGACUACAGGAAGCAGCAAAAGGAAAUGCAAAGAGAACAAAUGUAAAUGUAUUGUCCAGAUGACCAGGGUCCAACAUGUGCCUUGUUUUUCCACAUAUAUUCUGCCUUUACACAGAAGUGAUCCCAGUAAUAAAUCACAUGACUGACUUUUUUAAAGACGUGUAAAUUGAGUAAGUAGCAACCGAACCUGCCACGCCACAUCAAAGUGUGCUUUUAGAUGACCAAAACAUGUUUUAUAUGUCUUUUGCUGCAGUUUGUAAAUGAUUCAGUGCCUAUGAGUUAUGUCAUUUGUAUAUACAGUAUCUGUAGUACUUCAGUUUGCAUAUCUGGCUUUACUGAGAGACAAUUAAGAAGAGAAGUGCCUUUUUGACUGGAAACAAAGAAACAUGGCCUUAGUUCGGCUUCACACUUUCUGAAAAUUAGCUACAAACGGUAAUCAUGGGAUUAUGUUAAAUGCUAAAAGACAGCGUAACGGUAGCACCAAAGAUACAGGUCAUACAAGACCAAGAAGCAACAAAACGUAAAAGUAUAUUGAAUAUAGGUGUGUGUUAGUUUUCAUGAGUUAAACUUUUUUAUUUGUAAAAGAAAGAAAGAAACUUCUUUUCAAAAGUUGCAUAAUCUUAUUUGAUUAGCAGUUGUUCGGACAAAUGAAGUUAAGAUUAUGAAAAUCGAAUACAUUUUCUGUAUUCACAACCAACAAUAAGCACUUAACCACUAUGGUAUGUUAUUACUUUAGUUUAUUCAGCUACUGUCACUUGAAGACAAUCACAUCAACAAUGGCAAAAACUUUCCAGAUGAUAAGUUCCCCAAACCUCAUAAAGAGUGUGUCGUCACAGAAUAAUGAGUUAUUCUGUGUCUUUCUUUGCAUUCUGAACUGAAGACUUUCAUCAAACAAGGAAUCAUCUCAGUUAUUUUAGACAAAGCUCGACUUUUCCCUGGAAGCUAUGCAACACGCCGGCACCCUCUCAAACAAGUCGGAUCCAAAGAACACUUAACAGCGAGUGAACAGCAAUACAAAUAUAUAAAUUCUUUAUAGUUUGUUUUUUGUAUUCAUAUUUAUUCUCUUAGCAUGUGCUCUGUUUAUUCAUGUUCAUCAUACAGCCUCUUUGACAUGGUUACCCACAUACUGUGGAUUAUCUACUCGUUAGUUUGCGCUCCUAUCGUUAAACUGAAUAGGCUUUCACACUUUGUUCCCCCGGUUUUUAUAUGUAUUUAUGAGUCUUAAUCCUUAUAACUGAAGCCAUACUGAUAUGUUUACCAAGGAGCUUAUUGUCAAGUCUACAACUCCUAAUUCUGCUUUUCGGACCUAUUUUGUGUAUUUGUCAAUAAAUAAGCUUCAUCUCUUUCA
Cottoperca gobio is the source of this 4686-nucleotide messenger RNA. It is a transcript of the gene nfatc1, whose product is annotated as nuclear factor of activated T cells 1. The record is from RefSeq and is a predicted model, not a curated record. NCBI's taxonomy places the organism in Eukaryota, Metazoa, Chordata, Actinopteri, Perciformes, Bovichtidae. Gene Ontology annotation, molecular function: RNA polymerase II cis-regulatory region sequence-specific DNA binding; transcription factor binding; DNA-binding transcription factor activity, RNA polymerase II-specific. The coding region runs from base 523 to 3183 and encodes 886 amino acids. The transcript has 12 exons. Gene Ontology annotation, cellular component: transcription regulator complex. Gene Ontology annotation, biological process: cytokine production; calcineurin-NFAT signaling cascade; regulation of transcription by RNA polymerase II.